AAGAACAACAAAUUACCUAUUUUCUACUGAGAUCCUUUCCCGAAAAUCCAAUCUUGGAGAAGAUUUUGGAGCAAAAUUCGGAAAUCUGAAAUUCAAACUCAAGUCAUGGAAUUCGGCGCUUCAAUUCUAUAGAUACCAUACGUAUCUCUCUCGCUCUUCCCGCAAAUUAUCCGAGGGAACGUAGAGUGAGGGGAAAGGGGUAGAUGGAGUGCAACAGAGAUGAGGCCGUGAGAGCGAAGGAAAUUGCCGAGAGGCUGUUUUCGGAAAGGGACAUGAAGGGGGCGAAGAAGUUGGCUCUCAAAGCUCAGAAUUUGUAUCCUGAACUAGAGGGCAUUUCUCAAAUGGUGAUGACGCUUGAGAUCUAUAUUGCUGCUGAAGAGGAGAAAUUGAAUGGAGAGUCGAAUUGGUAUGGCGUGCUUGGUUUGACACCUUUAGCUGAUGAUGACUCGAUAAAGAAACAGUAUCGGAAACUGGCUCUUCAGCUUCAUCCUGAUAAAAACAGAUCUGUCGGGGCUGAAGGGGCGUUUCAGUUUAUCGCCCAAGCGUGGAAUUUAUUGUCGGAUAAGUCCAUGAGGACAGCGUACGAUCAGAGGUGCGGUAGGCUAUUUCAGCAGAGAAAUAAAGGUAAGAAUGAGGGUCCUUCACCAGAGGGAGCGCAAAAUGGAUUCUACAACUUUGCAAACACUGCUCAAAAGGGUAACAACAGUAAAAGGAAUCCUUCAGCUGUUCCUAAUCCACCUCGCAAGAAGGAACGCCACACAUUUUGGACGGUCUGCCAUCGUUGUAAAAUGCAAUAUGAAUAUCUUAGAAUGUAUCUCAAUCACAACCUUCUCUGCCCCAAUUGCCAUGAGGCCUACUUUGCAGUUGAAAUUAAUCCUCCAUCUUCUACGAAGAGUUCUAAGAUACCUCAGUCAAGCAAUUCUCAGCGACGGAAGAGCCAGCAGGCAUCUGAUGCUUGUAAAAACACUCAUCACGCAACAGGCAAUAAUGGGUCCAAUCCGAAUAAUUUCCAGUGGGUCCCUUUUGGUGAGAACGGUGAUGGCCCAUCUGCUGUUAAAGCUGCUAAAAUGGUCCACCAGGCUUAUGAGAAAGUCAAACGGGAAAGGCAGAAAGCACAAGCUGCUGCAAGAAAAGAGGAGGCAUUGCGACGGAAAAAUGUUGGGUCCAAAAGGACAAUGGGUGGGGAAGCCUUGAGGAACUCUGAACCUUCCAAGAGAAGAAAAGGGGCAGAAGAUUGUGGUGUCAAUAAAGACAAAAUGAAACAGGCGAACUGCGAAAGUGGCAUCUCACAGCAAGUAAAUAUUUCUGGCUGUAAGCAGGAUAAUUUUCCAAAUUGUGAAAGCAGUCAUAAUGCCAUACGCCAUGUUGAUGCCAACCAUCUAGUGAUGGAGAAGGCUCGUGAUGAAAUACAAAUGAAACUCAAGGAGUGCAUCUCAGCUCCUGUGGUGAGGAAUGUGACCAGUGAGGAUAACCUUAUAAAUAAGAAACAAAAUGAAAGUUCAACCAAAGCUGAUAUUCUUGGCCCUCUGAAUAGAUGGGGUUUCAGUUCUUCGGACUCUUAUCCGGAUGAGAAAUUGGUUGAACAAAUGUUCAUCGAUGUCCUGGAACCUGAUUUCCAUGAUUUUGAUAAGAGCAGAACAGAGGACUGUUUUGGUGCCAACCAAGUUUGGGCUGUGUACGAUGAUGAUGACGGGAUGCCCCGGAACUAUGCCCUGAUUCAGAAUGUUAUAUCUCUAAAUCCCUUCAAGGUGACUAUAAGCUGGCUCAAUUCCACAACCCACAGCAGACUCGGACAAGGAAGCUGGUUUGUAAGUGGUUUUACGAGUACAUAUGGGGAGUUUGGAGUCGGCAGACAUGAAAUUUGUGACUCAAUAAACUGUUUCUCACACCAGGCCAGGUGGACAAAAUACUCUUCUAAGACCAUUUUAAUAUAUCCUCGAAAAGGAGAUGUUUGGGCUUUGUACAGGAAUUGGUCCCCGGAGUGGAAUGAGCUCACCGAACAAAGAUUAAUGCUCAAAUACGACUUGGUUGAAGUACUUGAAGACUGCGAUGAGGAGCUGGGCACAAUAGUCAUUCCCUUACUUAAAGUUGCUGGCUUUAAAGCUGUUUUCCAUCAGCAUUUCGAUCCCAGGGAAAUACGAAGGAUCCCGAAGGAAGAACUUUCUUGUUUUUCUCACCAUGUCCCUUCCCAUUUGCUUACAGGCCAAGAAGGAUCAAAGUCGCCUAAAGGUUGUCUUGAGUUGGAUCCAGCUGCCAUUCCUCCUCAAUUUCUUCAAGUUAUGUCGGACAUUGAAACAAUUGAGCUAGUGGAGAGUGAUGAGGAGAUCGACACAGUGAAGGAAGUUGAUUGUAUUGAGGAGAUCGAAACAGGGAAGGCAGUUGAUUGUAUUGAGGAGAUCGAAACAGGGAAGGCAGUUGAUUGUGAUGAGGAGAUGGAAACAGUGAAGGCAGUUGAUUGUGAUGAGGAGAUCGAAACAGGGAAGGCAUUUGAUUGUGAUCCUAUUACCAAUUCAAAUGUGGUAGAAGUUUCAGAAGAUGAGAAAAUGGAAUGUCCUUAGUUUAGUGCAUGGUAGAGAUCAAGCAUCAGAUAUUAAAUAUGGCCCGGGCAAAAGCUAGACAUUUCUAGCUGAUUGUUUUAUUCGUGUUGGUCAUAUAUUCGCUGCAGGAGAAUAUAUAUAGCGAACGAACCAAUGUAUAGAGACGCAUUAGGAUGCUGAAACACAUCAUGAAGAGCUAUGAAGAUUUUCUGGAUCCUUACCUUUCUUGGUCUUUUUUUGUCAUGCCAACACAGUGCUGGAAUUGCACGAACUGCGUGGCCUUGUGUUUCGCGACUCAACAGGUAUGUAGGCGGGAGGCUGUAUAUACUAGUGGUUGCUAGUCUGAGAUUUAUGAAGCAACUCUUGUUCAUUACUACUAUAGUGUUAACAUGCCAUACCUCUUUUUUCUAUUUAGAUUUUGAUCAUUUUCUUCAAUAUUUCAUGUUCAAACAGUGUUGAAAUACUGUGGCUUUGAUCUGCAAAGCGAAACUACUUAACUGUA
Messenger RNA from Salvia hispanica, 3039 nucleotides. RefSeq lists its product as uncharacterized. NCBI's taxonomy places the organism in Eukaryota, Viridiplantae, Streptophyta, Magnoliopsida, Lamiales, Lamiaceae. The record is from RefSeq and is a predicted model, not a curated record.